AUGGAGGAGGAGGAGCAUGAGGUGUACGGAGGAGAGAUCCCAGACGAGGGAGAAAUGGAGGGGGAUAUUGAAGCUCAUCAUGCGGACGUUGACAUGUCCACCGCCGACGACGACGCCGUCAAGGAGUUGGACGAGAUGAAGAAGCGCUUGAAGGAGAUGGAGGAGGAAGCUGCUGCUCUUCGCGAGAUGCAGGCUAAGGUUGAGAAGGAAAUGGGCGCUGUUCAAGAUCCUGCAGCUGUGGCUGCUUCUCAAGCAAACAAAGAAGAGGUGGAUGCACGAUCUGUUUUUGUUGGCAAUGUUGAUUAUGCAUGCACACCUGAAGAAGUGCAGCAGCAUUUCCAAUCAUGUGGCACAGUUAACAGAGUGACUAUACUGACAGAUAAAUUCGGCCAACCAAAGGGUUUUGCUUAUGUGGAAUUCCUUGAAACAGAAGCUGUUCAAGAGGCUCUUGUUCUAAAUGAAUCUGAGUUGCAUGGGCGGCAAUUGAAGGUUUUGCCUAAAAGGACCAAUGUUCCUGGUAUGAAGCAAUACAGACCUAGACGCUUCAAUCCUUAUAUGGGUUACCGCUUCAGGCGGCCAUAUGUACCUCCUUACUUUUACUCCCCCUAUGGAUAUGGGAAGGUUCCCAGGUUCAGAAGGCCAGCUCGAUACAUGCCGUAUUACUAG
Prunus armeniaca (apricot) is the source of this 666-nucleotide messenger RNA. Lineage: Eukaryota; Viridiplantae; Streptophyta; Magnoliopsida; Rosales; Rosaceae. The record is from the annotation of a GenBank genome assembly.